GGAUUAAAAUUCGUCAAGUUUGUACGGUUACGAACGCGCCAACAAUUAUUUUCUUGGUCGCAGCAAUGUUUGUUAAAAUUUUGUCAACGCUCCAACACGUUGUUUGAUAGAUUUAAAAGUUACUAGUUGAUUGGCUAAAAAAUAACCACGCAUGCGUUGCAGCUUCCUGGUGGUCAAAUUGGGAACCUAUUUGUACAGUCGAUACAAUGGCGUUGUCGCCGAAAAUAUAUUUUGACUGAUUUUCGUGUAAAGCAAACGUUGAAUAUAACCGUAAAAAAUUUUUUUAUACAUCCAAAACCAACGAACGACAUUCGUUCCAAUUAGCCGCGGACGCGUCCGCGUACAAUGUGAUAAGUCGGUGUGUCUAGUGUAAUCGUCUUGUAAAACGCCCUUAUCGAUUUUUCGUUGCCGUUUGGUGCAGCGAGAGGUGCCCCGCAUGUUGGAGGCUCCGCCGAGUCCGUACGCGUACAACAACCACCACCGAAUUGUGUUCCCCGAAACCGCCUAACGACACCGUGUGCCAGUGACAUUGCAAAUCGGAACCCCCAAUUUUGACAGCAGCCCGUUCACGAGACACGCGAGACGUACGUACAUUUCGCCAGGGGGGUUGAAAUGUCGCCGACCGAUUGCCGAAUAAACCGCGACCACCUCGACAUCGGCGCCGGCACACCAUCAGCGUGCACAUGCAAAAACCUAAGCAGCUCGUACACGACCAUGACUUCCAUGCGUUUUUUAUAAUUGUUUUUUUUUUGUCGGGCACACCAGUCCGUUUCGGUUCGCGUGAAGUGUCCCCAAAAACAGUCUUGCCCCCCGGAUUAAAUUCAAUUUUUCGAUGUGUGUUCGUACGUGUUUCGGUUUUUAAAACAGAUCUUCCUCUUCCCUCAGCCCACCAUUAUUAAAAAAAAAAGUAACAACAGCAAAACAUAUUUUCUCGAUUUUUUCGCUCAAUUAUCCAAUUCAAUAACCAGAAAAAUGACGCGCUACGUAACGAACGGACAUGUGAAACAAGAAAGCCUUUGUCUCAUCCCGCCGACGCACUACAGGAUGUUGCCGCCUCCACGUCCCGAGGGUUAUGCAGUGAAUCCGCCCACCCAGUUCAUACCCCCGCAGCCCAAUCAGGGCGGCAAUCAAGGGCCGGGGCUUCGGGCGGGAAUUCCUCCGCCCUCUGGGCCGCCAAAUCAGGCCUCAACACCGCCUAAUGCGGAUCUAAAGGUUCAGCAGACGACCUCGAUGUACCGACAAAAUCAGAAUUAUUAUAGACAGCAGGGACCGCAAACUCAAACACAGAGGAUGCCUAACCAUAACAGACCGCCACAGUCGCAAAUUUAUCCGGGGCAACCGAACAACAAUUUCAUGCAUCUAAGCUCGCAACAGCAAAUCUAUGUCCCGUACUUACAUUAUCCACCCAGCCAAAGACAGAGCUACAUGCAACCAAUGAUUCACAAUUUGCCUGGUGGUGCAUAUCCUUUCCAUCUGAAUGUACCUCAAACACCACCCCCAGCUCAAUACUUUUAUAAUCAUGCAAUGAUGCGGCCACAAGCUCCGCCACAGACUGCGUCGGCACCGCCCAAUGCGGUCCAGCAACAGUCGACGGUCCACAUGGGGGCACCGCCCUUGCAGCAAGCGGCCCAGCAACAUGCCACAUACCAAAGGCAGCAAAAGACCAGGAGGCAAAAAGCCAUUCCCAUAAUCGAUCCGGACACGGGCAAGGACCGAUUGACCGAGCUGUUCGACGAAAGUUCACAUCCCGCGUCCGGGGAAUCGUCGGCGAGACAGACGCCCCAGCCGACGCCCCAACAGCAACAACAGAGCGCCGCCGCCGCCAAGGAGGUGCAGUCGACGUUCGCGCGUCUAGUCGCCCAGUCGAUAAAUGUGAACACGUCUCCGAUGUCGAUGGAGACGGGGUCAUCGGGUUCGCCUGUGGACUACCACCAUCCCGGCCACCAUCCUGGCCAUCAUACGGUGGGACACGGUCCCUCGGCCGUCCCGCACCAUCAGAUGCACCAGCCAAUACACCACGGACCGGUGCACCAACAGCCUCCACAUCAACAACCCCCACACCACCACAAUUUACAACAAGUGGAACCCACACUACAACACCACGACGCCGUAAUCAAUGAGGAUCCUAUCGAUCCGACCCAUUAUCCACCACCACCCGGCUCCCAUCCCCCGUCUAUGGACGGGCCCGCGCCUCACAGAAACAUUGAUUUAGCAUCGAAUAGUAAAUUGAAACCUUUGGCCAAGGAAUUCGUCUCGCACAACAAACCGUCGUCCCAGAACAAGGAGACGCCGAUCGUGUCGGCGAACUGCGACUCGGCCGAGGUGACAAUACCGCCCAAGCAGUCCAAGGACCGCGAGAGUCCGGCCAAGGGCGGUCGCAAGCAUAAGGAGCGUGCCGCCGCAGCAGCCGCAGCUGCAGCCGCCGAAAAGGAGAAGGCGGCCGCCCACGAGAGGGAGGCCGUCGCACCGGUGGCCGAACCGGUUCCGGUUGUGGCGGACAAACCGGCCAAUCAACCGGCACCGGCCGUCGGUAGUGGCGAAGGUGGCGUCGCCCCUAAGGAACAGAAGAAGGAGGAAGUUAAGGUGGAGGCUGAAGUGCAGCAGCCACAAGAAAAUACUAAAUCCAAACAAAAUCACGCGAAUAAAAUACAACAAAGUAACAAACAGUUACAAAACCAAAAGAAUAGUGCCGUAUCUGUGCCACCCCCACAGCCGAAGGCUAACAGUAAAGGCAACAAGAAGAACGAGAUUAACCUUAAGGGAGCCAGCAAAGAGGGCUCCGACAUGGACGCAAUCAGCGACACCACAACAAUCAUCCAAAACGAGGAUGCGAUAAACGCAAAUAUUAAAACUAGUGAUCUUAUAAACUCGAACACGUUAUUAAACAACAGUAAUAUCCCCGCUCCUGUUACGGACAAUGCCGCCACCAUCGAAGAUAAUGUCAACAAACAACCGCCUCAACAACAGCAGCAGCAGCAGCAACAACAGAAGACCGUCACGACGACGAAGAACGAAAAUGCCGUCGGUGCUGCGGUGCCUCCUCCCGCCGCCGUCAAGACGCCAUCCGCACCGGCCGUCGAGAAACCAGCCGUGACAAAGAAGCAGCCGUUCAGCGUGACCAACAUUGUUAAAGAUCCGCCGCCACGUACGGUUAAACUGUCGGUGCCCGCGCCCGCGGCCGCGGCCGAAGCGGACGAGACAGAUCGCGCCGGCCUGUCCAACGAACGUCUCGUGCAGGCCAAGAACGAAGCCAACGCCAAGGAGGCGGCCGGCAACUCGACGGCUCCUGCUCUCAAAUACGAAGACGGACAAUGGUCCCCAUUCAACAAAGACGGAAAGAAAGUUUACAAUAGAGACUUCUUAAUGGGUCUAAAAAAUGCCCCGGCCAGUAAAGUGAAACCUGAUAACAUUUUAGAUGUUAUAGUUGCAGAAGAAGGCAGCAAGCGCCCACAAGAAAACAGAUAUGGUUCAAUGGGUGGUAACCGGCCCGAUUUCGCCAACCUUCCUUACGGCAAAUCUAGUUCACAAAGAGGCGGUAUGCCCCAAAAGCGUAACAGCCAAUCCGGCAAGCUGGGCGGAUCCGGCAAAAAUAACAAACCCUCCGGCAAAGUGUCGAUAUCGUUGUCGCUGCGCGACGACGUGAAACUGAACGUGACCGAGAACGCAUGGAAACCAGCCCGUCUGGUCGCCGGCACAAACUUGAGCGAUGAGGAUCGCAAGACCGCCGAACUGUACAAGAAAGUCAGGGGCGUCCUCAACAAGCUCACACCCCAGAAAUUCGACACGCUGCUCAUGCAAGUCCGGUCGCUGAAGAUCAGCACCUGCGAACGUCUACAGGGCGUUAUCGACUUGGUGUUCGAAAAGGCGGUCGACGAGCCGAACUUCUCGGUCGCGUACGCCCUUAUGUGCAGGGAGUUGGCCAUGUUACAGGUGCCCGUCUCGAACUCUAACUCGGAGAAUCCCGAAUUUGUGAAUUUCCGCAAACUGCUCGUCACUCGCUGUCAGGCUGAAUUCGAAAAGCAGUCGGUGGACGAGACGGAACGUGCCCGCAAGGUAAAGGAAAUUGAGGAAUGUACCGAUCCUGAAAAGAAGAAGGAUCUGCAGUUUGAACUGGAAGAAUACGACAGAAGAGUGAGAAUGAAAAGUGUUGGCAAUAUCCGAUUUAUUGGUGAGCUAUUUAAGCAGCAGAUGCUUACAGUUAACAUUAUGAUACGUUGUUUAUCGAAUUUACUCGAAAACAAGGAUGAAGAAAGUUUGGAAUGUCUGUGCAAAUUGCUGACAACCAUUGGUAAAGAACUCGAGUCCAAAUCGGUUAAUUUGGACCAAAUAUUCAAAGUUAUGAAAGAAAUCGUGGAUAGGAAGCACCAAAAAGUGAGCAGCCGAGUCAGAUUCAUGUUGCAAGAUGUGAUAGAUCUGAGAAGUUCAAAAUGGGUACCCCGCAGACAAGACUUGAACCCCAAAACGAUAGAUCAGAUCCAGAAGGAGGCAGCUGAUGAGCAAAUGAACAUCGCUGCUAUGAACAAUGCACCAACACCUCGUAAGGAUGAUCGUGGAUCCAUGGGCAUGAACUCUGAACGCAACAAGCGUGGCAAGAGUGUGUCGGACGACGGAUGGAUAUCGAACAGUCGCAGCAGUCGCAUCACCUUCUCCGUACAGAGCGACAAACUAAAGAAUAAGCCUCCACAAGUGGAAGAAAUGAGUCUUGGAAGCAGUAACACGUUUAGUAACUGGGGACAAGGUUCUCACGUUAAGAACUCUGCACCUCCGGUGAUAACCCAUAGCAACAUAUAUACAGCUUUGGAUAAAAUUAACGAUAACGAUUCAUACUCACAGGACAAGAAAUCAGGUAGCGGUCGUCGCGGCGGUGAUGCCUACCACUCGAAAGGACCUAGUUUGGAGCGCAAUAACAUGCGUCUACCGUACGACGGACGCGGUAGUCGCAGUGGAUCGCAGAAUCGUUACAACGACGGUGGAUCAUCGCAGUCGUCGCAGCGCAGCACUCCGGCGCCGGUAGCCGAAAGUCCUGCGCCGCUGGCACCGUCGCAAGUAUCGGCGCCGCCGCAGCAGCAGCCGUCGACGGCACCCACUGUGGCUCCGUCUGUUCCGUCUGGGCCCAUCGAGGUGCUUACAGAGGAGCAAUUGGAACGUCGCUUCAAGAACAGUUUGGACGAGUACAUCAAUAAUAACAUUGGUGCUGAGGAAUUCGACCAAGAAGUCAAGGGCUGCGUACCUACAAGUUAUAUUCCUACAUUAAUCAACAACUGUUUCUUUAACGUGCUGGAGAAGUCCAAGGUGGCUCGCGUUAAAACCAGCCAAUUAUUCGCUAAACUUUUACAAUUGGAGACAAUUUCCCUCGAAGAUUUCUCAACAGGCUUACAAGAAACCCUGGAAGCUGCUGAUGAUAUGGUCAUCGAUAUUCCGAUGUUCUGGCAAUAUAUGGCCGAAAUGCUUUGUUCUGUUGUUUGCGAAGAAGCUGUACCUUUGGCAAGGCUACGUAAAAUGAUUAGUUGUCUCAGUGAAGACAAUCAUUACAAAUUCAUGGGCACCUUAUUCAAAUUAGUAGUUGAAACCAAAAAUGCUGACUUCCUGAAGAGCAUAUGGGUAGUGUCUGAACUUAAAUUGUCCGACAUAAUUGGGAAAAAAGACCCUGAACAGUUCGUCAAAGACUUUAACUUGGAGUUCCUAAACGAAGGCAACGCACCCGGGUUCACUUUUGACCAAGUUCAGGUGAAAAUGACUGAAUUCUUCAUAACUAAAGCGUCUCUCGAUGAUAUUUAUAAGUGGAUUGAGACAAACGUGGGGGCACACGUCAAGGAGAACAAGUUCAUCCGGGCAUUAGUAACUGCCAUCUUUAAGGAUUGCGUCAAGCAGGACACAUUGAAUCUCGAAACGUUUCAGAGACAUAUGAAACUUCUCCAAAAAUACAUCGACAACAAUCCGAUGUAUGAACUCCAAUGUUUGUAUGCCAUCCAAGCCCUAGUUCAUAAAAUGGAGCAUCCUAAAGGGCUGCUUUUAUCGAUAUGUACCAACUUUUACGAAAACUGGGUGAUUUCCAGUGAAAGCUUCCUGACAUGGGAAAGCAGCACUGAUCCUGCAGAACAGGGUGGAAAAGGUGUGGCUCUCAUGCAACUCACCUGUUUCUUGAACCAGUUGAAGGAAGACUUAAACGGAUCGGAAUCGGAUGAAUAGCACAUAGCCGAAGCCGUCAAGGCACCGUCGCCCCUUUUGCAACAAGCAUAGGAUUGUUUAACCAUGAAACCAAGUGAACUCAAAAUAGACAAUUAAGUUAAUUGAAGUGAACCCAAGACAAUUAGUUAAACAAUUUAUACAGAAUUUAUAUAUUUAAUAUAUUUACAGAUCAUUAUUUAAUAAUCAAUAGAACUGAAGUUAAAAUCGAUAAAAUUAUAAUUAAAUCGAGUGCAGUGAACUUUAUACAUACGUGCUAAGUGCCCUCUAAAAACGGAAUAAAGACCAAAAAAAUUUAAAACAAAUUGUAAGUGAUAAUUAAAACUGAAACGAUUGAAGAGUUGCUAGUAGUGAGCAGUAAACCGGGCCCAGUGGAUGUUUGGAUCGUUUUUAUACUUAUUAUUAUCUUUAUAUUUAUAUAUUUUAUUAUUGUUUAUAGUGAUUGUUAUUAUUUUUUUUUUAAUAAAUGCCCAGAUAACAGUGGUUCUCAAUAUGAUGUGUCCUGGGCCCGGAGUAAGGCAGAACCAGAGUGAAAACGGCAACAAGACACCUGAUUCCACACUACAACGUUUGUCGCUGGAUGACAACAUCUACAACAAGACCGACCGCCAACCAAACAGUUGUUCAUUUAUCUACUCUACCCAUCAUCAGUUUCUGUAGCAAAUGCUUAAAUUUAUUCCUUUAAUUGUUAGUUAAGUUCUAUGAUUAAUAUUUGUCUACUGUAUAAUGAGAUAUGCAGCUGCUCAGUUCAGUUUUAGAUUUUUUUUAUUAAAUUAUAUUUCGGUAGUGUCCUGUCAUACAACAGUUUAGAUGAAUAUAUUUUCUUUCCGUCGUAUGAAAUCUGAAACUGCUACAAUGCGACUGUAACUAGUCAGAAUUGAUUAAACUAUUUAAUUUUGCCAGUCAAAUUGCAGUUCAACAUGGCAGUGUGUCGGAUUUACUUUCAACAUUUCCAAUACCAUACCAAAGGUCUUGUGUUGUAUGAAGUAUGUAAAAUAUGUAUUUAUUUUUUAUAAUUAUAAUAUUUCUGUUAUGUUGAUUGAUAACAUAGCUCACACGCGGUUUUCGUACCGUUGAUGAAACUACUUAUUUAAUUAAAUUUGUACAGAAUGUAUAUAUAUAUACUACAAUUUUCAAAAUUUUCUUAAUAAAUUUUUAUGCAAAAAAUUGGAAUUUCUUUUGCUGAUCAAUGCAGGGAUCAGUUGAGGCGCAUGUAUAUAGAUAUUGAAUGUUGAAACAGACUAUUAUGAUGUAUGGUUCUAUUGAAGAAACCUCAAUUUUGUAUAUAAUUUUUUACCUCUGUGUUAUUCCAAUUUGGCUGGCGUUGAAAUAUUGCAUAUGUUUUAAGGAAACAUGUACAGUAUUUUCUGACUGAAACAUAUUAUGUAAAUACUUCCUCUUUAUGAAUUAAGUUAAUUGAGCUCAGGGCUUUUUAAUGUCCCACAUCUCAAAUUGUUAUAUAUACAUAUUAUACGCAAUUUUUAGUAUAUUUUAUUAUUAAUGAAACUGUAUCAUAGUUCAAUGUUUUCCCCGAUUUGGGACGUUAGAGACCUCAAGAGGUGUACAUUUUUUAUACUGCUAGGCAAACCGAUUGUUAUUUUAAGAAACUGUGACCGGUUUUCCCAGGUGGUGCUAUAUACAAUGUCAAGGACAGGGAUAAUUUAAAAGGUUGGUUACACUACAGAUGAAACACAGUGUUUUUUUUUGAUUAUAUGGAGGACAAACUCUGCCAAAAACUGUUAACAAUUUAUAAAUGAUGCUAUAACAAAACAGGCAACUGACAUAAAUAAAAGAAAUACCAACAA
Aethina tumida (small hive beetle) is the source of this 7991-nucleotide messenger RNA. Its product is annotated as eukaryotic translation initiation factor 4 gamma 1. Bases 973 to 6189 code for a protein of 1738 amino acids. Gene Ontology annotation, molecular function: protein binding; translation initiation factor activity; mRNA binding. The transcript is spliced from 18 exons. The record is from RefSeq and is a predicted model, not a curated record. Gene Ontology annotation, cellular component: eukaryotic translation initiation factor 4F complex. Lineage: Eukaryota; Metazoa; Arthropoda; Insecta; Coleoptera; Nitidulidae.